CUUCUGCUCUCGACCAUGCUCUCAGGCAGGAUCCACUUCUUGUGGAACUUCCAUCAGUCAGAGUCUCUAUCAGCUCUCAUUAAUAUUAGAAUAUAACCCGUUUCUCUCAGGAGAAGAAUAGACGAGAGGAGCUUUAGAACAAUCCCACCUCUUCAUCCGGGUCCUUAUCUGCUGUUAGCUGCUUCAUGCUAGGUGGCUAAUGCUAGUCGGUGCUAGUCAACAAACUGAAGAAUAAAGAGGAGCAGGAACACCGGAGACCCAGCAGGAGAAGGAGCACUGAGAGCAGCAUGGAGGAGAAACAACGAGACCCCCAGAACUCAGAGACCCAGCAGGAGAAGGAGCACUGAGAGCAGCAUGGAGGACAACAAAGAGACCCCCAGAACUCAUAAACAGAGAAGAAGAAAGGAACCCAAACUUUUCAGCUGUGACCAAUGUGUGAAAUAUUUCACUAGGUCAAGUAAACUUCAGAUCCAUUAUCGUAUUCACACUGGAGAGAAACCAUACAGCUGUGACCAGUGUGGGAAAACCUUUUCUCAUGGCACUAGCCUUAAAAGCCACAAGCGCAUCCACACUGGAGAGAAACCAUACAACUGUGAAGAGUGUGGGAAAACAUUUUCUCAUGGCACUAGCCUUAAAAGCCACAAGCGCAUCCACACGGGAGAGAAACCAUACAACUGUGAAGAGUGUGGGAAAACCUUUUCUCAUGGCACUAGCCUUAAAAACCACAAGCGCAUCCACACGGGAGAGAAACCAUACAACUGUGAAGAGUGUGGGAAAACCCUUUCUCAAGGUAUAGGUCUUGAAGUCCACCAGCUUAUCCACACAGGAGAGAAACCAUACAGCUGUGAAGAGUGUGGGAAAACCUUUUCUCGUGGCACUAGUCUGAAAGUCCACCAGCUUAUCCACACAGGAGAGAAACCAUACAACUGUGAAGAGUGUGGGAAAACCUUUUCUCAAGGUACAGGCCUAAAAGUCCACCAGCUUAUCCACACGGGAGAGAAACCAUACAGCUGUAAAGAGUGUGGGAAAACUUUCACUACAUCAAGUCAACUCACAAUCCAUUGUCGUAUUCACACUGGAGAGAAGCCAUACUGCUGUGAAGAGUGUGGGAAAACUUUCACUUCAUCAAGUAGCCUCACAAUCCAUCAUCGUAUUCACACUGGAGAGAAGCCAUACUGGUGUGAACAGUGUGGGAAAACUUUCACUACAUCAAGUCACCUCACAAUCCAUAGUCGUAUUCACACUGGAGAGAAGCCAUACUGGUGUGAACAGUGUGGGAAAACUUUCACUACAUCAAGUCACCUCACAAUCCAUAGUCGUAUUCACACUGGAGAGAAGCCAUACUGGUGUGAACAGUGUGGGAAAACCUUUUCUCAAAGUGAAACACAUAAAAUCCACGAACGCACUCAUACUGGAGAGAAACCAUUUAGCUGUGACCAGUGCGACAAAGCUUUCACAAGAUCUUAUAAACUUAAAGUCCACCAGCGCACUCACUCUGCCUCCAUCUGAUCCUUUUCGGAGUGAAGCUAGCAUUCCCCCUGCUUUAUCCACAUGUAAAGCUGACAAACAGUGACUUUACGUUCUAAUAAACAUCUUUUUUAUGACUACAUUCAGACCUCCCAAAAUCCUGCUGUCCUCACACACAAUUAGCUCUAUAUGAGAGUGCUCUUGUUAAUACAAAUGGUUUUUUAAUUUACAUAGAGCAGCCUUUAUUACUGUUGCUGCGAUGCUGAACGUAACAAUGAUCUGUCUACCAGCAGCCUGUAGAUGAGACGUUUAGGAAACAUCUGUAAAUAGAAGCAUCUCUGGAUCUUUUACAUACUUCCUAAUCAAUUAUCCUUUAUGUGUGCAGUUGUAAUUUUAGUGAGCAUCUAGUUCAGAAUGUUUGUUGCCCAACACCUAUUCACUUCCUGUGUGUAACGGUCACUGAAUCGUUUUUAUUCAACGUUUAUGUUCAAUUGAAAGGUUUGAGUUGCUAUUUUGGUACUUUUUUUGUAUUUACUUAAAGUGAUGUUCAAAACACUACGAAACGUUAGGUAUGAGAAGUGAUAAAGUACAUUUGUGACGUUCUAGUUUUGUUUGAACAAACAUUGUUUUAGUGAAACUCUGAUAUAAUAUUAUCUCAUGUUCAUUAUUUGACUUCAUUGUGACGGCCGUUAGUUUUCUGUGUUCUCAGUAAAUGUGAUUCUUGCUGCUGUAAUAAUCUGAGCUGUAAACUUAAAAUUGUUCUUCUAGUUUCUCAUUAAACUUGUCGACACAAA
This is a messenger RNA of Gymnodraco acuticeps, 2261 nucleotides long. Its product is annotated as zinc finger protein 239-like. The transcript has 4 exons. Lineage: Eukaryota; Metazoa; Chordata; Actinopteri; Perciformes; Bathydraconidae. Gene Ontology annotation, biological process: negative regulation of transcription by RNA polymerase II. Bases 355 to 1509 code for a protein of 384 amino acids. The record is from RefSeq and is a predicted model, not a curated record. Gene Ontology annotation, molecular function: DNA-binding transcription repressor activity, RNA polymerase II-specific.